GGCGGCGGGCAGGGGCUGCCGGCUGCGGGGUCGGGAUGGCGCAGCCCGCAGAGGCCUCGGGCCACACGGCGACCGCCAGCGCCAGCAUGGACAACAACGUCCUGGCCAUCGUCAUCGCCGCCACGGUGUCCACCUCCGUCUUCAUCGUGGCGAUCCUCAUUCUGCUGCUGCUCUUGUACCACCGGGACCCCAUGUGCUGCCAAUUCCUCUGCUCCUGCCGCCUGUUCCAGACCCCCAGCCAGUAUGACCGCCCCCCGCCCUACUUCAGCAGCAGCCAGCAGCUGGUGGGACCCCAGCGUGGAGCCUCACGGCUGGAGAGCAGUGCUGAGAACCCCGGCAUGCAGGGAGACGAGCUCUUCUGUGUCGGACCCCCCAGCACGUACCAGCUCCCGUCCUGGGAGCAGCCCCGCCUGCCUAGCUACGAGAGCGUGCGGAAGAAGGAUCGCCAGCGGGAGAUCCAUCAGAUGAUUGCUGACAGGUUUGGGCUGUGGGCAGAGCCAUCCCAGGAGAUGCCACCUCCUUAUGAGCAUGCUCUGAGGCAUCCUCCAGCUUUCUCAGGAACAGGAAUAAGCUCAGGGACCUUGGACAGACAUGGUGUUCCAGACCCUUUCCAUGCCCCCUUCAGCUACCAAACUCAGCGGAACACUGCGGUGUAAGGCCUCGCCCUCAGUGUACUGCUGUCAGCAACAGAAGUGCCUGGGAUACCAUUUUCCUCCACAGUGAAUGGCCAAACCUUCACCCAGAUCCACAAUCAGCUGAAACACAGGCAAGACCAACCCAGUCAUCAGUGACAUCCCUCUUGCAGCACAAGAACAACCACAGAGCCAUUGCUGGGUGCUGCACUGAGCAGAGGAACCAGGGACAUCUGCUCACUCUUCUCUGGCAAACACCAAAGGCAAAGGUCCAGCUGCUGGAGCUGCACAGGGCAAAGCCAAGGAAUGUCUGCUAGGCCAGAGCUCCUCAGGAGCAGCAUUUCAUACCUCUGUGAGGCAGCACUGCUGGCUGCACAACGGC
Molecule: messenger RNA, 1014 nt
Organism: Onychostruthus taczanowskii (white-rumped snowfinch)
Lineage: Eukaryota; Metazoa; Chordata; Aves; Passeriformes; Passeridae
Exons: 5
Coding region: 36-656 (206 amino acids)
Source: RefSeq, a predicted model, not a curated record